GCUUCCAAGAUGACCAAGAAAAGAAGGAACAACGGUCGUGCGAAAAAGGGCCGCGGCCACGUGCAGCCUAUUCGCUGCACCAACUGUGCCCGAUGCGUGCCCAAGGAUAAGGCCAUUAAGAAGUUCGUCAUUCGGAACAUCGUAGAGGCGGCAGCCGUCAGGGACAUUUCUGAAGCGAGUGUUUUCGACGCCUACGUGCUUCCCAAGCUGUAUGUGAAACUACAUUACUGCGUGAGUUGUGCCAUUCACAGCAAGGUAGUCAGGAAUCGCUCUCGGGAAGCCCGUAAGGACCGAACACCUCCACCCCGAUUUAGACCUGCGGGUGCUGCCCCACGUCCUCCACCAAAGCCCAUGUAAGGAUCCAAGUCCUUAGAGACUGAAGAAAUAUUGGUGUCUCUGAAAAGACAAUAAAAUAGAAAUUAUAAAAAAAAA
Molecule: messenger RNA, 432 nt
Organism: Budorcas taxicolor (takin)
Lineage: Eukaryota; Metazoa; Chordata; Mammalia; Artiodactyla; Bovidae
Product: 40S ribosomal protein S26
Exons: 1
Coding region: 10-357 (115 amino acids)
Biological process (GO): translation
Cellular component (GO): ribosome; cytosolic small ribosomal subunit
Molecular function (GO): mRNA binding; structural constituent of ribosome
Source: RefSeq, a predicted model, not a curated record